CAGACAGGAUCACACAUAUUUCACAUAUUGAGCUGUCAUUGCCAAGAAACAUGGCAGAGAACAACGGGACUGAGGCUGCUGCAGUGACAGAGAGCUAUAAUGACUACUACAGCUAUGAAGCAGAUCCUGCUGGAGGCCCAUGCAACAAUGGCAACACGAAGGCCUUCAGUGAGGUUUUUCUUCCCACCCUGUACAGCAUAGUUUUCAUUGUUGGCUUCAUUGGAAACGGCCUGGUAGUGUGGGUGCUGAUCAGAUACCGUCAGAAAUCCAACAUGACAGACGUGUGCCUCUUCAACCUAGCCCUAUCUGACCUGCUCUUUCUUGUGUCACUCCCUUUUUGGGCUCACAGCGCCAUAGAUGAGUGGAUUUUCGGCAAAUUCAUGUGUCACACCAUUACAGGUUUCUUCAUGAUCGGCCUCUAUGGCAGCAUCUUCUUCAUGGUCCUAAUGACAUUGGAUCGCUAUGUCGUCAUCGUCCAUGCCCACAGUCUCUUUUCCAGAAAUCGCUCUGCAAAAAUGGGUUUGAUUCUGGCCUCAUUUGUAUGGAUGCUCAGUCUGUUCGCAUCCCUACCACAUAUUAUUUUUGCCAAAGAGAAAAUUCAUCCAGGCAGCAAAGCAUCCUGUGCAACCGAUUUUCCUGUAGGGUCUGCCUGGAUGUCAUUUACUUACCUUCAGAUGAACCUCCUGAGCUUGAUUUUUCCCAUGAUUAUCAUGAGCUUUUGCUAUUCUCGGAUCAUCCCCACUCUGCUCAGCAUAAAAUCACAAAAAAGACACAAAGUCAUCAGACUCAUCCUGGCUGUGGUGGCAGUUUAUUUCCUCUUCUGGACUCCAUACAACAUUGUUAUGUUUCUCAUGUACCUGCAGAGGAAACAAUACUUUAAGUCUUGCGACUGGCAUGCUAAUUUUAGCCUUGCCAUGCAGUGGGUGGAAACUAUCGCCUUAAGCCACUGUUGCCUCAACCCAAUUAUCUACGCCUUUGCUGGACAGAAGUUCAGAAGAGCGGUCCUCAAAGUCCUAAAAGAUCAGUUUCCAUUUUGCUUCAGCCAUUGCACACAUUUGUCUCGACAGUUAUCUGAACGCAGAAGCUCAGUCUUCUCCAGAUCUUCGGAGUAUUCCUCGACACAAAUUGCAUAGAGCAAACUUGUUCCUCAUUUUGAGUUGUUUUCAUUCAGAGUAGCUUAUAUUUUUACCAUCCUUAAGUUCCCCUUUUUAUUGAAUGUAUCGAGUUUAUCUUGAAAGUUGUCUUUGUUCUGUUUUUUUGACACUUUGUUUAACAAUAUGUUAAGUAUGAGAUUGCAGAACUUGACGCUGUUGCUAACACUGUAAAAAUGAAUAUGCUUUAUCUAAUCAAUAAAAUUGUGGCAACAGGUUACAAGCAAUAUUAUUUAUUAAA
Molecule: messenger RNA, 1392 nt
Organism: Pimephales promelas (fathead minnow)
Lineage: Eukaryota; Metazoa; Chordata; Actinopteri; Cypriniformes; Leuciscidae
Gene: ccr2
Product: C-C motif chemokine receptor 2
Biological process (GO): positive regulation of cytosolic calcium ion concentration; cell chemotaxis; calcium-mediated signaling
Cellular component (GO): external side of plasma membrane; membrane
Molecular function (GO): C-C chemokine binding; C-C chemokine receptor activity
Source: RefSeq, a predicted model, not a curated record